Magnolia sinica is the source of this 4126-nucleotide messenger RNA. RefSeq lists its product as uncharacterized. Gene Ontology annotation, biological process: peptidyl-serine phosphorylation; intracellular signal transduction. The record is from RefSeq and is a predicted model, not a curated record. Bases 255 to 1688 code for a protein of 477 amino acids. The transcript is spliced from 11 exons. Lineage: Eukaryota; Viridiplantae; Streptophyta; Magnoliopsida; Magnoliales; Magnoliaceae. Gene Ontology annotation, molecular function: ATP binding; protein serine/threonine kinase activity.
AUAUCCAAAUUCGCUGUCCAAGGAAGGUGUGAGAGAAUGCGCCCGUCCGAGCCAGUCAAAGCAACCGUCGCUCCGCAGUCGUUUUCCAGACCCCAAAGAAUUCCUCCUUUUUCUUUCCGGAUUUUCCUUCUCAUCAGAUUUCGAUCGUCGGAUUCAGGGUUGUGGAUUGAAUGCAAAAAAUAAGGUUUUCGUUGGUAUUUCAUUUUUGCUUUGAUUUAAAAGAGUGGAGUUGGGGAUGAAAGUUUUAUUAUAAAAUGGAUUCUGCAAGGAGCUGGUUUCAUAAAUUCCAACCUAGAGGCAAAUUGAAACCUGGGACAACGAAAAACAAGGAAACGGAGAAUGGGAAGGAUGUGCAAAAGCCUCCCAUCGACGAGGCACCUUCAAAUAUCACAAAGCAGAAGGUUGCUGCUGCGAAACAGUACAUUGAGAACCAUUACAAGUCUCAGAUGAAGUGCUUGAAGGAGCGGCAGGAGAGGCGCUGGAUCUUGGAGAGGAAGCUUGCUGAUGCUGAAGUUUCUGAGGAAGAUCAAAAUAAUCUUCUAAAAUACUUGGAGCAAAAGGAAACUGAAUAUAUGCGUCUUCAAAGACAUAAAAUGGGAGUUGAUGAUUUUGAGCUCCUGACUAUCAUAGGGAGGGGUGCAUUUGGGGAGGUGAGACUCUGUAGAGAAAAGAGCACGGGCCAUGUAUAUGCAAUGAAAAAAUUAAAGAAGUCAGAGAUGCUUCGCAGAGGCCAGGUGGAGCAUGUUAAAGCUGAAAGAAAUCUCCUUGCUGAGGUUGACAGUGCCUGCAUUGUCAAACUUUACUGUUCCUUUCAAGAUGAGGAGUUUUUGUAUCUCAUCAUGGAAUAUCUUCCUGGUGGAGACAUGAUGACGUUACUUAUGCGCAAGGAUACCUUGACAGAAGAUGAGGCAAGAUUUUAUGUCGGACAAACAGUAUUAGCGAUUGAAUCAAUUCACAAGCACAAUUACAUCCACAGGGAUAUCAAGCCAGACAAUUUAUUGCUCGAUCGGUUUGGCCAUAUGAAGCUUUCUGAUUUUGGCCUGUGCAAACCAUUGGACUGUAGUAGUUUUCCAAAUCUUAGCGAAAAUGACUUUGGAGUGGGAAGAGAUUUGAAACCUUCAUUAGAGAGUGAUAGGCGGUCAAAUGCACCCAGUACACCCAAACGCACACAGCAGGAACAGUUGCAACAUUGGCAGAAAAACAGGCGAAUGUUGGCUUAUUCUACUGUUGGCACUCCUGACUAUAUUGCUCCAGAAGUUUUGUUGAAGAAAGGAUAUGGGAUGGAGUGUGAUUGGUGGUCACUCGGAGCAAUAAUGUAUGAGAUGCUUGUGGGUUAUCCUCCAUUUUAUUCUGAAGAACCAAUGUCAACCUGCAGAAAGAUUGUGAACUGGAGAAGUCACUUGAGAUUUCCUGAAGAAGCAAAAUUGGCACCUGAAGCUAAAGAUCUCAUCAGCAAACUGUUGUGCAAUGUAGAGCGGAGGCUUGGUACUAAAGGAGCUCAUGAAAUAAAGGCACACCCAUGGUUUAAAGGCACUCAGUGGGAGAAACUAUAUCAGAUGGAAGCUGCUUUUAUACCAGAGGUUAAUGAUGAGUUGGAUACUCAGAACUUUGAAAAGUUUGAGGAGACCUGGAAAAAGUUAGCAACCUUCGUAGUACAGUUCGUUGUUUUGAAGCGGUUUUGGGCCUAAAAGUGAACUUGAAGAAGUCGAAGAUGUUUGGCGUUAACAUGGACGAGGAAGAAGUUGGUGAUUUUGUUGCCUUUUUCGACUGUUCUUUGAGAAGUCUUCCAACCAUGUUUGUGGGUCUGCCUUUAUGUGUGGGCAAGCCACCAAAGGUUCUCUGGGAUAAAGUCAUAGAUCGUUUUGAAGCUUACUUAGCCAGAUGGAAAUGCAGAUAUCUAUCAUUGGGGGGUCAAUUAACCCUUAUCAAAGCAGCGCUCUCAAAUCUCCCCGUAUACUUCAUGUCUCUAUUCAAAUGCCCGACUUCGAUCUUGGCGACUUUGGAAAGAUUAAGAAGAGAUUUUCUUUGGCAUGGGAAGGAAUUAAAGAAGAAAUUCCACCUGGUUGAGUGGAAGGAGGUAUGCUAGCACAUUCAAGAGGGGGGUACAGGUAUCAGAGAUCUCAAAUUGAUGAACAGGGCCUUGCUUGGGAAGUGGCUUUGGAGACUCGGGUCAGACGAUCUAUCAUUAUGGAAUACUCUGAUCAAAUGUAAGUAUGGUCGAUCGGCUGGCGGUUGGUGGACUAAGGAGUCCUCUCGAUAUAGAGCAUUCGCUUUGUGGAGAGAUGUGCUUUCUACUCAGACAGAUGUUCGUAGGCGCGUUCACCACUCUAUAGGCAUAGGUGACAAGGUCUGCUUUUGGGAAGAUAUCUAGGUGGGAUCCUCAACCUUAAAAGACGAAUUUCCAAAUAUAUAACGCCUAGCUCCAAAUAAAUCUGUUUCAGUUGCUGACUGCUACUCCACUCUUGGGAAUGUCACCGUGUGGAAUCCUCCCUGUCGUAGGAAUCUCUACGACUGGGAAACCGAAGAACUGGCUUCAUUACUCGAUCGUAUUAGCAACAUCAAACCAAAUCAGUCCUGUGCAGAUUCGCUCGUUUGGAAUCCAGACAAAAAGGGCAUCUUCUCGGUGAAAUCUUUAUAUCAUUGUCUCAGUAGGAAAAAUGUUGCUAAAGAAGAGAUCAUGACAGAUAAAAAUUGGAAAUAUAAAGUUCCCCCAAAGAUUGUGGUGUUCGGAUGGCUGAUGGGCAAAAGGAAAGUUCUAACAGUUGACAAUCUGAGAAAAAGAGGAAUGAUAAUUACCAACAUUUGCCUAUGUUGCAUGGCCCACGAAGAAAUGGUAGAUCAUCUGUUUAUUCAUUGCCCAUUCUUCCACCAGGUCUGGUCAGCAAUCUUAUCCUCUUUUCACGUUUAUUGGGCCUUCCCAAAUUCUACGGAUCGUCUGAUUUCAGCCUGGCAUGGCAUUUCCUUGACAAAAAUAGAUCCACGGCCUGGAGAAUGGCCCUUUUGGCAGUGUGGUGGGCGGUGUGGGAAGAAAGAAACGGGAGAUGUUUUAAAGACAUUUCUAAGCCAGUGGAUUCCAUAGUCAAAAGAGUCUUCCAUUAUAUUAUAGAAUGGGCCUGCUUUGUGGUUAAUUUAGAGAACUGUAAUCGGUUUCCUUUGUGAGGGUAAAGCAGCCACUAUCCCAGCAAGCCUCUUUCCUCUCUUUUUCCUUCUUUAAUGAAAUCGUUUUGUUAUUUGUCAAAAAAAAAAAAAAAAAAAAACCUUAAAGCCCUCACCAAUUUAAAAACAUAAAAUGAAAGCCGAGUGAAGCUUAAAAUAGAAGAAAACAAGUAUAAUUUGAAUCAUAAAUCAUAGGAAUCCAAUCAUAAAAUCAUAGGAUUCAUAUAAAAUGGAAUUCAAAUUGUUUUUCUUAAGAUUCAACUCAAAUUGUAAAGUGUGAAUCGUAAAUCGUAGGAUUAUGACAACGCUGGUUUCGGCAUCCAUACCACACCAUAUUUGUUGUAAAUUGAGUUUUCCACAUGUUUCUUGCAUCACUACCUAUCGGCUGCUUCAAUAUCAGUGGCAUGUAGAAGGAUCGAGCAAUGAUAUACUUAUCCAUUUGUCACAUUUUCAUAUUUCUGGAAUCUUUCAUGGUAGGAAAACAAGUUUACAUGAAGAUGUUGCUACUUUGGCUGUGGAAUGGUUUGAUUCAACACUGUAAAUUGUGGAUGGUAGCAUUUGUUUUAUGUGGACUGAUUAGUAAUGAAUUGAGCCUGAACUUCAUGUGGAUCAAUGGGGUAAAGACCUGAAUAUUAUGUCCAGUGAUUAUUGAUAUUUGUCCCACAAACAUUUUAGUGCACUAUUUCUAGUCUAUAUCCGUUAUAUUAUGAACUUAUGUUUUGUGUUUGUUCUUCUUGGUGAAAUCCUUGAAUUAUAUCAACCAUUAACAUUUUAUCAGCUGCUAUAGCGAGUUCAUAGAAUGAAUUGCACCAGACAAAAUGACAAAUGAAAAUGCAAGCUGAAGCGUUUUUAUGCUUUCUCAUCCAUGAAAUUGGUUUAGCCCCCAUCUCUCCCCACCCCCCCCUUUUCUUUGGGGAAACAACAAUAUAUUCGAAAAGACUGCAAAGCAGGAAAGAAUACAACACAAAGA